This is a messenger RNA of Cercospora beticola, 1212 nucleotides long. RefSeq lists its product as uncharacterized. The record is from RefSeq and is a predicted model, not a curated record. NCBI's taxonomy places the organism in Eukaryota, Fungi, Ascomycota, Dothideomycetes, Mycosphaerellales, Mycosphaerellaceae.
AUCCGGCCGUGGCUGCGAUAGCUCGCAGGCUACAAUGGCGCGCGUCCUAGAAUACACCAAAUACUCAUUGAGUGCAGGAGCCCCAUAAAGAAGGCUCUAUGCUCUUAGGUUCGUUGACUUCUCUGUCAGUGGACCACAUCACACGAAACUUUCAGCCUGAACCUAUUACCAACCCUGGCAAUCCUGCAACCAUGAAAGUCAUCCUCACAGGUGCAACAGGCCACAUUGGCGGAGCAGUUCUUCAACGUCUCUUGACCGUGCCGGCAGUAACAUCUAUCAUCGUGCUUUCACGACGAGAACUCACCAUCAAAAACGCCAAACUCAAGACCAUCAUUAUCAAAGACUUUCUCCAUUACGACAAAGAUGUUCUGGAUCAGCUUGCGGGGGCCGAAGCCUGUAUUUGGGUCCUUGGCACUCCGACUCAAGGCAAAGACGUCCACAAUGAUAUGACAUUCGCAGCGACCAAAGCAUUCGCCGAGAAUGUCCUGCCGACGCUGGAGAAGGGGAAGCAAUUCCGAUACUUGUAUACCAGCGGAGCUGCUGUUGUACGCGACCAGGAUGCGGGCUUGUGGUUCCUGGAUAAGACGCGCAAAUUAAGGGGUGUGGUCGAAAUUGGCGUCGUUGAUCUCGAGAAGCAGCAUGGUGAAAAAUGGAAGUCGUAUAUAGUGCGACCCGCGGCUGUGACGACCGGCAAGCCCUUGUGGUCGUUCGUCUUCGGAGGUUGGUGGAUUCCAAAAGAGGAACUUGCGGCGGCGAUGGUUGACAUUGCUGUGAAUGGUGGAGAGAAGCAGACGCUGGAAAGUGCUGAAUUACGGCAAAGAGGGCAGGCGUUGUUGGACCAGCAGUGACGGACAGCCUCGUUCAACUGCAAUGGCAGGACAUAUCUGCCAUAUAGCACAUUCUGCAAGUGCUUGGCAACCGGUGGUCUUGAUGCGCAUCCUAUUCGCCCACAUCGGCGCGUCUUGCGGUCGUUGUUUGAUCGGAUGAUAAUGGAAUGGGAGUGUGAACAGAUGGAGACAUCAAUAUUUGACGCAGUCGGAGGUCGGAAGCAUACCACCAAUGAGCACCAAAGCCGAUAUCGAUAGCGUCAAAGCUCACACUAGCGCCGUGUCAAGCAUGAAGCUCGAGCUCCUCCAGCCAUCUGAUAUUCGGAUGCUCGAGCUCCCAAGAAAAGAAGUCUUCACUACCGCCCGUACCGAACAACAUACGUAC